UUGCUUUGUUCUGUGUUCUGUGACUGUGAUGAAGAUUUUUGAAAAGAAAAACACAUAUAAUAUAAUCAAAAUAUUUAUUAACAAAAUAUAUUAAGAGAGAACAAAUACAAAUCUAUCAAAUUUUAAUAGAUUUAUUUGCUUUUGAAAAUGCACUCAAGAGAGGUUAACUGAAAUAUGAAAAGCAUCCAUUGUAAUGAAUAAACAGUAAACAGUAUUUCGCCGGUGUGCACAUUUAAAAUGGACGAAGAAGAUGAAUACAAUGAAAACAAUAUGACGUUACUUAACAUGAUAACUUUAUGCGGAGAAUCAACUCUUUACGAAGGACUACGAUUUGCUAAAGAUUUGAUUUUGGCUAAUUUGUGUCUUCGUAUCAUUAUUCAGUAUGUACCUAUGCCUCACAACGUCCGGCACAGUUUGUCUCUCAUUAUCGGCAGUUUUCUUUUGUAUUUUAACAUAGGAUCCAAUUUCAUUUGGACAAUUGGACUUACCAUAGGCGCCUACGUAUCCAUUAUAACUGUAUCUGUUGUAACAAAAAAAUGGAGAGGAUUUUAUGUUUCAGUGUGUGUAAUUUUGUUUUUAAUACUGUGUGAGAUAUUUGUAUUGAAUCCAAUAAUGUGGCAGCAAAUAAGAGGCAUCCAAAUGGUAGCAGCAAUGAAGAUUAUAUCUGUAGCUAUUGAGCUUGAUCGAGAUUUGUUUAAACAAAUGUUAAACCCCAUUGAAUUUGGAGGGUAUGUACUCUGUCCAGCUAAUUGUAUCCUGGGGCCGUGGAUAUCAUUUCACACUUACAGCCACUAUCUGGAAGUCAAAUUUCUAUGUAGCAGAUGGAUUGUGAUAAUCUUGAAGAACCUUGUAAUGUCUAUGGGAUUCUUGCUUUUAUCUAAUUGUUUUGUGCCUGGGUAUAUAGAUGAAAGCGCAACUAAAUGGUUAGUUGCCUAUCGUGAUGCUCAAGCGUUUCGCAUGUCUCACUACUUUGUUUCAAGUAUGUCAGUUGUAUCUAUGAUAAGUGCUGGGUUUGGGCUAACAAACGAUUGCCAUUCUGAGCUAUUAGUAACACGGCCAAUGAUUAUUGAGUUGCCCCGCUCGCUUGUUCAGGUUGUAAUUUAUUGGAAUAUGCCAAUGCAUCAGUGGUUAAAGACUUAUGUGUUUAAGACCUGCCAACCGUAUGGUCAAUUUAUAUCAAUUCUUACCACCUAUGCAGUGUCAUCUUUGCUACAUGGUUUCAACUUUCAAUUUUCAGCUGUUCUACUCAGUAUAGGAACAUUUUCAUAUGUAGAAUAUAAUUUUCGAUACAAAGUGGCAUCUGCUUUGGAAGUGUGCUGUUUAGCUAAUCCUUGUCUGAAGCAAUGUGAGCAUAAAUACAAGAAGAACAGCUUUCUAGCAGUUUUUGUGAACACUGUCUUUUCUCUAAUUACUGCCAUCCAUUUGGCUUAUUUAGGUGUAAUGUUUGAGGCAUCCUUUUCAGUGCAAGAAUCUGGUUAUUCUUAUUACCAUAUUACUAGUAAGUGGGAAAAUCUCAAUUACUUUAGCCACGGCCUUGCUGCUUUUAUGUAUGUGAUAUACUUAAUGAUGUGAUUCUCUAUUUUUAAUUAAAUAACUUAUAAAUUAUGAAAUUGAUCUCAUGAAAUAAAUUUUGGUCCCUUGUAUUGUAUAAUUUUAUAUUAUUCAUAUUGACAUUUGCACAAAUGCAUUUAUUUAUCUAUUUUGCUUAUAUUAUGUUUACCAGUUGUAAUAUGUAUAUGUCACUGUAUGUAAAUACUGUUAGAUUAUAAGUAAUCUAUCUCACAAGAUUGUAAACUGUUGAAAGAUUGUGAAGCGCAACAUACUGCAUACAAUUUAAUGCAUUAUUAUUAGAUAGAUUGUAAGGAACAACACACAAAUAAAAAAAUACAUUACCUAACCAUUUGUUUCUGAACUAUUCAAAUUACAGUUCUCAAUCACAAUAUUUUGACAGUUCACCAUUUCGAGAGAUAGAUCUAGAAUCUAAUGUUAUUUACAUUUAUGUUAUGUAGUAUAUAUAUACAAAACAUAUAUAUACGGCUGCUAUUUUGAGAAUAAUUUAUAAUAGUCAUAGUCAGUAUACAGUGCCAUAUUUUUUAAAGGGUGCCAUGUUUUGAUUUUGUAAUUGGGGCAAAUUUAAAGUGUGUAUGGUGUAAUAAUAUGUGAAUUUGCAUUUGAACUAAGAACUACAUUUUAACAUGAUUGUAAACUAUUGCAGUAAAUAAUAGCUGUAAGUAGCUUUGUUUUAUAUGAUGGUGCCUGUUUGCAUUACUCAGAUUUAUUUUAUAAUAUAUUAAAUAUAAUUGAUUACUAAUAAUUUCAAUCAUGUUCAACAAAUUAAUUUUUUAUAUAAUUUAAUUCACUUUAUUAUACUUAUGGGAAUCUCAGUAAGCUAAGUCUUCUUUUACAAUAUACUUCUAUACUUUUGGUUUAUCUAUGGUAUGACCUUUAUAAACUUUUAAAUGUAAAAUGUGGAACAAGCUUAGCAUUGCACAAAUGUAAUGGCAUUUAAUGCACAUAUUUAUACUGUAAGUAGGUGAUUAUCAUAUAUUAAUUAGGUGCCUAUGUUUUAUUAAUAAUGAAUUUUUUAUACAAUUUAUGUAAAGAUAAGCAGUUACUUAUAUUGUCAUUUAUGCAUUGCAAGACUAUCAGGUAACAAAACAUUACCCUUCCUUUUAGCUUUGCCAUAGUAGGGUAAAAAUAAAAUUGAAAACUGAAAAUUUUAUUCAAAAUAUACAUACUCUUGCUAGUUUCAAUGCUCAAACUCUUUAAUUCAAAUACAUAAUAUUAUGUUAAAUUGGUGUUUGAUAUCCAGGUAGCCAUUUAACAUACUAAUUAUUUAUUAACACUGUAAAAUAUAGCACAAAUAUCUUAAAGUGUAAUGUAACAGUAUUAUCAAUAUUAAAUAAGCACAAUAAAUUUAGAGAUUUUACAAAACCUUGAAUAAUAAGUUAUUAUUUACACUUUCAAUACAGUAAUAUAAUAAUUCUACAUGGUAUUUAAACUCUUUUUAAUAGGUACGGUACACUCAUGUAGUUAUUAUAGCCAACACUUUCUACUAUGUAAAGUUACUCUCGAACUGCCAAAUUGAAGAAAUAAAUUUUCAAACUGAAUUUGAGUAUUCUUAUUACCCCA
Messenger RNA from Bicyclus anynana (squinting bush brown), 3132 nucleotides. RefSeq names its product protein-serine O-palmitoleoyltransferase porcupine (gene por). The coding region runs from base 238 to 1572 and encodes 444 amino acids. Gene Ontology annotation, cellular component: endoplasmic reticulum; membrane. Lineage: Eukaryota; Metazoa; Arthropoda; Insecta; Lepidoptera; Nymphalidae. The record is from RefSeq and is a predicted model, not a curated record. Gene Ontology annotation, molecular function: palmitoleoyltransferase activity; Wnt-protein binding. Gene Ontology annotation, biological process: protein palmitoylation; lipid modification; canonical Wnt signaling pathway. The transcript has a single exon.